UUGCCGCGGCGCUGCCUCCGGGUGACCCUCACCCCUUCAUGCUGCAGGCGCGUUGCUAUGGGGUGCAUCUUGCAAAAACUGCAUUAAAUCCCAGCAUGAGUUUGGGAGAGUCCGAACAUCCCCACGAAACCACCAUGGACAUUUCCAGACCAAAGACCAGGAUAGUUUAGGAGGAUCCUGACGUUCCAGGACAGAUGAGCCCUAAAGCCAACCAAGUUGUAAGGGGCGAAGCCACUGAUUUUGAGAAGGAAAUUGUGAGCUGAUUAAACAGAGCUGUCUUUGGGGUGUCUCCCUUAUUUCAUCCCUGAAACAGACUCUUUAAACUGUUUAAAUGAGAAUGUCCUUGGCUCAGAGAGUACUCCUCACCUGGCUUUUCACAUUACUCUUCCUCAUCAUGUUGGUGUUGAAACUGGAUGAGAAGGCACCAUGGAAUUGGUUCCUCAUAUUUAUUCCAGUCUGGAUAUUUGACACUAUCCUUCUCGUCAUGCUGAUUGUGAAAAUGGCUGGUCGGUGUAAGUCUGGCUUUGACCCCCGACAUGGAUCACACAAUAUUAAAAAAAAAGCCUGGUACCUCAUUGCAAUGUUACUUAAGUUAGCCUUCUGUCUCGCACUGUGUGCUAAACUGGAACAGUUUACUACCAUGAAUCUUUCCUAUGUCUUCAUUCCUUUAUGGGCCUUACUGGCUGGCGCUCUAAUAGAACUUGGAUAUAAUGUCUUUUUUGUGAGAGACUGACCUCCAAGUACAUCGUCUCAUUUCUGUUGCUGUUCAGCAAGCUACACAGUAUUCCGAAUCUUUACAAGUUUCAAGAAUAACAGAACUGAGGGAAAAUACCGAGUGCGGCAUGAACUUGUAGCCAACCCAAAGCUAAAUUAUUCAAUAUUUGAGUUGAUAUCUUUAUUAUCCCUGUGUAAAUAAAGCUUGUUUCUGACCUCA
This is a messenger RNA of Arvicanthis niloticus (Nile rat), 934 nucleotides long. RefSeq names its product transmembrane protein 60 (gene Tmem60). Lineage: Eukaryota; Metazoa; Chordata; Mammalia; Rodentia; Muridae. The record is from RefSeq and is a predicted model, not a curated record.